UGAACACGUUAUUAAUUCUGAAAAGUGAAAUGAAAACCCAUCUCCCCAUCAUCUUCAAAAUCCAGUCAUUCUCUCAUCGUUAUUUAUUCUUACAUCUACCCAUGAUCGGUUACCAUCACACCAUUUUCCCUCUAACAGUUAGUUGUUAACAAAGAAAGAAAAAACCAACUCAUAAAAAAAUAACUGAUUGGUACUGGUUUUCCAGCAUCUGAUUCCUUCAGAAUCUUCCAUUUUUGGCUUCAUUCUUCAUCUGGGUAUCUCCACCUUCAACUCCUCUAUCGAUUCCCCCUUCUGGGUCGGUCUCUUUUUCGCAUUUUCAUCAGGUUUCAGAAUUGGAACAAUUGGGGUGUGAAAUGUUUCUGGUUUUCGUAUUGAUUCUCUUUGGGUUUCUUCUUGGGGUUGUGGCGGUUGUGGCCGCUCAAGCUCUUGGAUUCUUGUGGAUCCUGAAACGGUUGCGUUGCAAAUUUGAAAGAGACCAGGCCAAAAUCUCUUCACAAACUCAACUGGGUAGUGCUGAAAUUGAUCCUCAUCAAUUUUUCAAAAAAGAGGGUGUGAUUUGGAUUCUAGAGCCAGACAAGGUUUCAAAAUUCUGGUUGGAGAGACCACCAAGAGAGCAGAAAAGGAAAAAGGAACUCUUGGAGGUUUCCCCUGUUAGGAAGUAUGGUAAAAUCAUAGAUCAGUCACUUGUUCUCACAGAGCCUGAUGGCUUUCACAUCACCAUUCAGCUCAAGGGAUGCCUGGUUGAAGCUGUUUCAGCCACAAGCCUUCCUUCUAAAAAAUGGGCAAAAAAGUUUCCUAUCAAAGUGGAAACCAAAACAUCUGUGAUCUACCAUGGAAGCAAAACUCUUUACAUAUAUCUUGAGACUUCAUGGGAGAAAGAAGCAUGGUGCAAGGCCCUCCGUCUCGCUUCAUGUGAUCAAAAAGAAAAACUUGAAUGGUUUGCCCAGUUGCAAGAAGAGUUUCAUAAUUAUCUCGCAUCAGUGAAUACCGAAUAUCCUUCUUUAAUGAAACCAUUAGUUGGAUCAAGUGUAGAGGCAGUAGAGAGGAUUAGUAAGCCUGAUGGGUCUUCUUCAAAGGUUCGUCAAUUUUUGAAAAAACUUACAAAAAGAACUUCCCGAGUUGGUGUGGAUAAUAAAUCAACUUGGACUUCAUUGUCAGGCCGUGAAGAAAGAAAGAGCACUGAAAAACUACGUGCUUGUCAAGACGCAGUUUUAGCCACAGGCUUGAUGAAAACUGCUGCAGCAACAAAUCAUCUGAAAAGUUCCAUGUUAGACAAUGCUCCAUCAUCAUCAUCAUCAUCAACCUUAUCUCAUUCAAGAACCCAGAGUCAGAUUUCAAUCAGUUCUGAUGCUGAUGUUGAUGAUAAGUUUGGUAUGGAUGACGGAACAUUAUGUUGGAAUUUGUUGAUUUCCCGACUCUUUUUUGAUCUCAAAGGCAAUGCGCACGUGAAGAGAUCAGUGCAAGAAAGGAUUCAGAGGACGCUGUCCAAUAUGAGAACUCCCAGUUAUGUAGGUGAAGUCAUCUGUACAAACAUCAACAUGGGGAAUGUUCCACCCUAUAUCAUUGGAAUGAGGGUUCUUCCAAUUGAAAUGAGUGAGGGAUCAGCCUUAGAGGUUGACAUUGAAUAUUCUGGAAGUGCAGUGUUAGAGAUUGAAACAAGGCUUGAAGUUCGUGAACUAGAACUCCAAAGAGAGAAAGAGGGCUCAAAUCCAGAGUCGAGCAAUGUUGGGUCUGUUUCGUCAGAUCUUCUAGAAGGUUUUGAAUAUUUUGGUAAGCAAUUGAAUCUUGCUGAAGGAAUGAACGAUUUAAAUGAGCCAAAAGAAGAUGGUGUCUGGAACACUGACAUGUCUAAGAGCUUUAAGAACAAUACAACUUCCUCAACUCAUGGAUCGAGAUGGAAGUCUAUGUUAAAUUCUGUUGCGAAGCAGGUUUCACAGGUUCCUCUCUCUUUGGGUAUAAGGAUAGCAUCCCUCAGAGGGACAUUGCGUUUGCAAAUAAAGCCACCUCCAUCUGAUCAACUGUGGUACGGUUUCACAUUUAUGCCUGAUCUGGACUUCAACUUGGAAUCAUCUGUUGGAGAACACAAGAUUACCAAUUCGCAUAUUGCUUUAUUCCUGAUCAACCGGCUCAAGGCAGCAGUUCGGGAAACUAUGGUACUACCAAAUAGUGAAAGCAUAAGCAUUCCAUGGAUGCUAGCCGAAAAGGAUGAUUGGGUUCCUCGUAAUGUUGCGCCAUUCAUAUGGAUCAACCAGGAAUCUGGGAACGAGACUUCAACUUCAGUUGAUACCAAUAAUGUACCUUCUGGAGGAGUGAAAUCUAGUGCAAGUACCUUAAGUGAAGGUCCAGAGCUCAAACAACAAAAACCAAAGAGAAGCGAAUCUUAUCAAGAACCAGCUAGGAAAUCGGAUCCUCUGGCACUUCCACCAAGUUCCGCUAGUGCAAUAAUAUUAAGGAGUAGCAAAAGUUCUGGUGAACUGACAAGACCUUUGCUCGAGAAUGACGAACCACGAGAAACUAGAGAUGUGAAUGAACUAAGAACACCUUCAUUACAAAUUGACGAUACAAAUGAAACUAGUGAAGAAACGACGGAGGAUGUUUCUGUGUGCGAAUCACCUUCCAGCAGUGUGGCGAUGUUCAAACCAAAUAGUUCAAUUGAACAGGAUGAUUCAAGGCCAAAGAAAGUUGGGAGAAGGGAAAGGAUGCUUGAUUUGCGAAAGAAGAUGAGCGAGAAAUUUGAAGAAAAGAAGCGUCACAUUGAAGAAAAGAGUAGGCAUAUUGUUGAGAAGAUGAGAGGACCUUGAGAAAUAUUAACAAAGUAAAUUUCAGAAUACUAACUAUUUGUUAUGAUUGUUGGUCAUAUAAGAAAUUAGUGACAUUCAUAAAUAAGAAUGUGGGGAAUCAGAUAUUGUUUCAUUGUUAAAUUGUAUAUUUUUAGGGGCAUGUUUUUGUUGCA
Lotus japonicus is the source of this 2953-nucleotide messenger RNA. RefSeq lists its product as uncharacterized. The record is from RefSeq and is a predicted model, not a curated record. Gene Ontology annotation, molecular function: lipid binding. Gene Ontology annotation, cellular component: endoplasmic reticulum. The transcript is spliced from 7 exons. The coding region runs from base 354 to 2801 and encodes 815 amino acids. NCBI's taxonomy places the organism in Eukaryota, Viridiplantae, Streptophyta, Magnoliopsida, Fabales, Fabaceae.